Rhincodon typus (whale shark) is the source of this 3194-nucleotide messenger RNA. RefSeq lists its product as uncharacterized. Lineage: Eukaryota; Metazoa; Chordata; Chondrichthyes; Orectolobiformes; Rhincodontidae. The record is from RefSeq and is a predicted model, not a curated record. The transcript has 4 exons. The coding region runs from base 2449 to 3084 and encodes 211 amino acids.
UUUAAAUAAAGUAAUAUCUUAUGACUGUUUAAGAUUUCCCCCCUCCCAGAAAAGAGCCAUUUGUGAUGCAAAUAGUUUUGAUAACCGUUGGUUGAUUAGUUUUUGUUUCUUGCCCCCUUUUUCACUAGCCACUGGAAUUGGCUGGAGUAAAAUACAUUCUCUUGAUCAAACUCCAUUGCCUUUUUUAGUAAAAUACCCUUUGCUCCCUAGUCAGUUUCUUUCCUUUGACUUUAUGGUUUUUGAGAGUUUGCUUGUGAAGUGAGUCAUGUUCUGUUACACAAAGGCAUUGUUGUUUUUAUAACUUGAAGUACAAGCCCAGCAUUUCACACUAGCUUUGCUGAAUUGUCUUGUUGGGCAAAUGCCACCAACCAUUUAGUCAUUGGUUUUCUUUUGCGUAUCAAAAAUCGAAGGGGUUAUGUUGAUCUUUCUUGCCACUGCUUACAUUGCAGUCUUAACCAUAAAUUCCAAGGUCUGCUUUCAGUGUUUGUUUCAAGUUUUUAACUGUGCUAAUUUCUCUUCAGCAAUGCCCCCUCACUCUGGAAUCUGUUUCUCAACUUGACCCUGAUUUGUGCUUAGUAGGAAAGGGUUUACAUUUUCUAAUUCAUCUGUUCAGACACUUAUUUUUUUAAAAUGAAGACCUCCUUGAAUAUGUAAGACUUGAACCCAGCUUUCCUGGCUCCGUUAAGGGUGCUACCACUGCACCACAAGAACCCGUGUUAAGAUAUUAAGCUUGUGUUUGCAGUAAGAGGGCUCAAGUCAGAGGCAUGGCAAAUGAGAUGAAUUUAAAUCAGAAGUUGCUGGAGUUCUUAAAUGCUGAGGGGUUCAAUCUAUUAAUGAAAAGGCAUAAUCUAAAUAAGAAUGAAGCUGAAAGCACCUGAUCCAAGGUGUGGGGAUGAAAAAUAGGAUUUCUUUUCAGCUCUCAUUUUUAAUGGGAACUUCACUGUGAGGACAUAAGCCUAUUGGGAGGUUGUGCUUUUUUUUUUUUUGAGACACAGCAUUUGUGCUGACAGAGUUCAGGGAAUCUAAAUUGUUCCGGUUGGUCAGCAUGAAAAAUCAGACAACCAUUCUGUGCUGAAGAAUACAGGGUGCUGUAUUGUCCCAGUUAAGUGCUACAAGUGGGAAAUGUAUGACUACAUAAAGCUGUCUUUCAUUUUGAGUAAUGUUGUUGAAACUUCAGAAAUUCUGAAAUUGGUUUGAAUAAUAUCAUGGUUGCAUCGCGUGUGAAUAACUAUUAGUGAGAAGUUAAGGAAACGGUUAACUUGCGUUCAUCUGCAUUGAAUAAAAUGUAAAUUCAAGUCCUUUGGAAUUCUAAAGGAAUCUCAAUACCAAAGAGUUCUUUUGAGGAUUGCUAGGGCACCUGCUUCUGGAUUUCUUGUCACUGACUUGGUGGGGAUGGUGUCGAGUUGAAUUUUGUUUGCUGGAACACUUUUUAUUUCCAACCUCUCCUAUGAACAAUACCUUCACCUCCAGGGACGGAGAUAAUUGAUCUUUUGGCCUAGAAAGCAUGGUUUUCUGUGAAGAAAACUUAGUUUGCUUUCAAACCAUCAAUUUUAUGAGCCUUUUAAAAUAAUGGCCAUCAAAGCUCCCUGUUUCGUACUUAAUUUUUUGUUUGCAAGUGAGUUGGGCAGAGCAGGGAGAUGGAAAAGCACUUCCCUGUUUCGGGUCAUGUCUCCUAAAAUCGAAAAUAGAAACUACUUAAAAUGUAAAACUGCAUGCUGACUUAAGACUGAAAUGCGGAAGAAUUUCUUGAGGGUUGGAACUCUGCCAAAGGGCGUGGGGACAGUGUCCUUGUGUAUAUUUUAAGACUGCAAUCCUUGAGCCAUAGGGGAAUUGAGAGUUAUGGGGAAAGGGCAUGGAUAUGAGGGGUGUUGGAUCCAAUUAAAUGAUGGAGCUGGCUUGAGGGGGCCCAUCAACCUACUCCUGUUCCUAUUGUGGCCUUGAAGUACCUUUUUAAUAUUUGUCCUCCAUAAUCAUUGCAUUAAUUGGGUGCCAGUACUGUAAUUGGGGUAAAACCUAAAUUUAAAAAGGUAUUUGGCGCUAUUGCCUGUUAUGGUGGGGUAUUCAUUGGAGUGUUCCAAACUAACACUGAUAAAUCCAGGCUAAAGUAUGCAGGAAUAGUUUGAAAAGACUUUUUCCCAAGGUGGACUGAAAUUUUGUGCAUAAACUGAUUAAUUAUUAUUUAACAAAUGAUAUAACCUAUUUAUCCAUUAGUUUAGUACCUGUACUCUUUUAAAUUGCUUCAAUUUGACCUUCACCUUUUAGGACCCCUCCACCCACCAUUUCUGCUGGCAACCAUUCUUUGCUUUGGAUUAUUUCCCAGUAAUGUUUAAAUUUCUCCCUAUCUUUAAGGAAAUUAACUUUUGGCAUUGUUUUUGGUGCUCUUGCACAUGGAAACAUACUAAAUUUAUGAUUUCUCUUUGGAAUUUUCUUCAGUUCAAGUGACUCGAAAUGAGUGCUGCUGUGAAGCCAGCUUAUUGGACUCUUUCUGAAAAACCAAAAUGGUUCACUGAUACUGGAAAUGUCACAGAGCUGGGAGCAGAUGAAUGUUGUGAAGACUUCCGCGGACUGAAACCAGGUGGAAAAUAUUUGCAACUGGUAACAGACAAAGUGAAUCUUCAUAGAGGAAGAACUGUGAAAUUGCCAAUGGACAUUCCACUAAUAAUUGGGGGCCUGGAUGAUACUGUUUAUUGGGGAAGGCCUGACCUGCUUAGGUGUUGGCAAGAUCUCUAUUUGCCGCAGAGAAUGGAUAUGGUGGUCUUGGGCAUGAUUGAAAGUUAUCCAUGCCUGGCACCAGGACUUCAGCUUGUCAUCCUCACUGGAAAGGAUGGUUCAGUAUUUGCCUAUGAAGAAGAAAUGUUGCACAAAAUUGCCAGUGAUUUGGAAGAGCUCUUCUGCAAAGGUCCAGUAUUUCCUGGAACUGAAAUCUAUGAAUAUGGCAGAGGUUUCAGGCCAAAGAAUAACGAAGAAUAUAUGGAAGCCCUCGCAAAAGCUGGGUUGGAAAAGAUCUCCCAAGAUACAAGGAACUUCAUCAGCAGAAAUGCAUCUGAAAUGAAGAAGCUGGUUGAUGACUUGGAUUUCUUGUGAUACUUUGGGUCUGUCAGUGAGUGGAACAGUGUUACUUCUUGGACAGCGAGGUUUGUGCGUGCUAUUUUGCAGCUCAGGAUAUUGGAACCAUUAAAUACCUUUCUUGGAAA